Molecule: messenger RNA, 1763 nt
Organism: Periconia digitata
Lineage: Eukaryota; Fungi; Ascomycota; Dothideomycetes; Pleosporales; Periconiaceae
Source: the annotation of a GenBank genome assembly
CGUCAAACGAAACAUAACUCCAUUAUGCUCUAUAUCUAUCCUGAUCCCGCGUCUCAUGAUUAAUAACCUUCUAACAAGGGCCAAGUCUGAAUAAGGAUCUGGAUUCCGGCACAGGCUUCGGUCAUAAUCGGGAUAAAGAUUCGAAGGCCAAUCCACGUUUGAUUCCUUAGAUGAGCGUGAUAAGCUGAAAGUUGCAGUAACUUCAGUCUUCGUACUAUGUUCUCACUCUUCUAAAGUCACCCGAAGUUUAUGAUGAUACGAUUGCUACAAGAAAAUCGUGGAGGACUGUUGGGUGUAUUUGGUAAAGUGGGUGGAACUGAUGAGCAUACACAUCGAUACCUCAAAUACCUGAUCGCAUUUUCUUUCCAUAUUCAAAAGACUUUUUUUCAAUAGCGUUCCCCAAAGAAAUCAUGAAUACAACCCUCGCAAGAGUUCUAAGACCACAAAAGCGACAAUGCCGACCACAAAUGUGCGACACCAAUCAAAGUUCAGCCGACCGCGCUAACUCCGUACCUCGGCAACUCCACUGCGAACGACGUCUCAAGAUCGGCCCAGCAACUGCAGUCAGUAUAUUCAUUCUCAGACAAUUGUCUUUUCUCUGCUAUAAUAAAGCUCCUGAUACUUAAGCUACCAGCGCCUCUCUGCACUUACACAGCUUGCAAGCGCAGACAUUCAGAGGAAUUAAGACAGCGAACGAAUAAGUAAGCACGCAUGUGAAGAUGAAUGAUAGACCUCGAAACGAACGGGAUACGAUUCGAGGGUGCUACAGCUCUAGCAGGAAUUUAGAAAGAAGAAACUAUCCCAAAGACCCUACCAGACAGCUCAACAAUACCGCAAUCAGGCCCUCGCAAAACGUUCCAUCUUACCAAUAACAAUAAGUCCCGUUCAAGAUGUCACCAUCCAACAACCAAGCAGAAGAGAAAUGGGAGUACGAGUACUUCAACAUUACGUUCCCGGCGGAGUAUGUGGCGCACGUUGAAAUCAAUCGGCCAGAGAAGUUGAAUGCGUUUAUUGAAAAGAUGUGGCUGAAUCUCUCCUUAAUCUUCAACCGCCUCUCCCACUCUCCCUCUGUCCGCGCAAUUGUCCUCUCCGGCGCCGGCGAUCGCGCCUUCACAACAGGUCUCGACGUAAAAGCCGCCUCGCAGGGUCUUCUUGCAUCCCCUUCUUCAGGAAAACAGCAAGAAGACGUUGCCCGCAAAGCGAACAACCUCCGAAGACAUAUUCUAGAAUUCCAGGACUGCAUUACGGCGGUGGAGAAGUGCGAGAAACCCGUUAUUGUGGUAUAUCAUGGGAUUUCGUAUGGAUUGGCUGUGGAUUUGGGAUGUGCUUGCGACAUCCGCCUCUCAACAACCACAACAACCUUUGCCGUAAAAGAAGUAGACAUCGGCAUAGCAGCAGACAUAGGCACCCUGUCGCGCCUGCCCAAACUAGUCUCCUCGUUCUCCUUCGCCAAGGAAAUCGCGCUUACAGCGCGCCCCUUCGACUCCGCAGAAGCCCUGCAGCACGGGUUCGUGUCGCACGUUUUACCAUCCAAAGCUGAGGCCGUGGCCAAGGGAUUGCAGCUCGCGGGGUUGAUGGCGGAGAAGAGCCCCGUUGCAGUGGUCGGCACGAAGGAGCUGUUGAAUUAUAGUCGCGAUAGGAGCGUUGAGGAAGGACUGAGGUAUACGGCUAUUUGGAACAUGUCAAUGGUCCAGAGUUCGGACGUCGGGGAGGCACUUUUGGGAGGGUUGGAGAAGAGGAAGAGUGUGUUUAGUAAGCUUUAG